UUAAAGCUUUUUGUCUAUUGACCGUUUAAAAUUAAGGAAUCAAAACAAUAUUUCAACCAAUUCUGGUUGGUCAGCCAUGACUAAACAAGUAUUGGUACAUGGAUGAAACAAACAAGUAGCAAAUAGCCAGAUUUUUUGGAUUUCCUUCUUAUCUCAUCCAACUACCUUAACCGUAAAUUUGUCCUAAUAAGUAAUAUUGGUUAAACCGGCCGAAUAUCUUAAAUUUUAUCCAAAAAAAGCCAAAUUGAACCUAUAAAAGAUUUGUAAUUGAAAACGAACCGGGCCCAAGAUCAGCUGGUCGUUAGCGUCCACACUAAAAGCAUGUGUCCCCACACCACCAGAUCCAAGCCUUAUUAAAUGACACCUCAUUUAAUCCUCAACCGUUUACCCAAACCCCACAACAACCUUUUUCUCCUUCACCUCGAGAUAUUUUCUUGAAAAGAAACAAAAAAAUGGUUCUGCAUCCAAUCGCCGACGCUGACGAGAACAACCCCUUCGGCUCUCUCUCCGCCGAUGAGUUCUACGCGAAGCAUUCCGUCACCCAGUCCUCCGCCUUCAUCACCAACCCUCGCGGCCUCAAGAUCUUCACACAAUGGUGGUCUCCACUCCCUCCAGCUCGUCCCAUCGGUAUCGUCGCGGUCGUUCACGGCUUCACCGGCGAAUCCAGCUGGUUCCUCCAGCUUACGUCCAUCCUCUUCGCUAAAUCCGGUUACAUCACAUGCGCGAUCGAUCACCAAGGGCAUGGAUUCUCCGAUGGCCUCGUCGCUCAUAUCCCUGACAUCAAUCCCGUCGUCGAUGACUGUAUCUCCUUCUUCGAUGACUUCCGUAACCGUAACCGCCAGGAGACGCAUAAUCUUCCUUGUUUUCUCUACUCGGAGUCCUUAGGCGGAGCCAUCGCGCUCUACAUCUCGCUCCGUCAGAGAGGCGUCUGGGACGGACUCAUCCUCAACGGCGCCAUGUGUGGAAUCAGCGCGAAGUUCAAACCGCCGUGGCCGUUGGAGCAUUUGCUCUUCGUCGUGGCGAAUCUUAUCCCUACCUGGCGCGUCAUCCCCACUCGCGGAUCGAUUCCCGAUGUUUCCUUCAAGGAGCCGUGGAAGAGGAAGCUCGCGAUUGCUAGUCCUAGGAGGACGGUGGCGAGGCCGCGCGCCGCGACGGCUUACGAGCUGAUCCGCGUAUGUAACGAGCUUCAGGGGAGGUUCGAGGAGGUGGAGGUGCCGCUUCUGAUAGUGCAUGGCGGAGGAGACGUUGUUUGCGACCAAGCGUGCGUGGAGGAGCUUCAUCGGAGAGCAAGCAGCGAGGAUAAGACGAUCAAGAUCUAUCCGGGGAUGUGGCAUCAGAUGGUUGGUGAAUCGGAGGAGGACGUUGAUUUGGUGUACGGGGACAUCCUGACAUGGCUCAAGACCCGAUCGGAAACUGCCGCUGAGAGGAAACGGGAGUUGCGCGCUGGCGGCGGAGCUUAGAGUUUAUUUUGACUCAUUGAGUACUGAGUUGUAGUCCAAUAGGCCAGUGCCAUCUGGCAAGCAACUAUUAAUAGUAUACAACGAAUGGUCCACUAUCCCUUUGGGCAUUAAUAAUAUAUAAAAAUAUUUUAUAAAAAUUAAUUGUUAAUA
Brassica oleracea var. oleracea is the source of this 1610-nucleotide messenger RNA. RefSeq names its product caffeoylshikimate esterase-like. The transcript has a single exon. The coding region runs from base 453 to 1460 and encodes 335 amino acids. Gene Ontology annotation, cellular component: membrane. Gene Ontology annotation, molecular function: lipase activity. NCBI's taxonomy places the organism in Eukaryota, Viridiplantae, Streptophyta, Magnoliopsida, Brassicales, Brassicaceae. The record is from RefSeq and is a predicted model, not a curated record.